This is a messenger RNA of Cuscuta europaea, 1577 nucleotides long. NCBI's taxonomy places the organism in Eukaryota, Viridiplantae, Streptophyta, Magnoliopsida, Solanales, Convolvulaceae. The record is from the annotation of a GenBank genome assembly.
AUAAAUAAAAUGUACUUAUAUUAAAUGUAGUUAAAGUAGAACAUGUGAAUAAAAAGAAAAUGUAAUACAGAGUGGAAAAAAUUGCAUGGAAAUUACUACCACACUUUGCAUUUCCAAAACUAUGACCCAUUUUCCCUUUUCCAAACAUAUGACUCAUAUAAAUGGAAAACCCUAGCUUCUCAAACAUACAGACAUUUCUUCAUUUGAGACUUGUGCUUCGUUUCUCUCCAUCUGCUGCCGACCCACCGCACCCCAGCCGCCGACGCCCCGCCAUUCCACCGCACUUCAGCCGCCAUUGCCCCACCACUCCACCACACUCUAGCCACCGACGCCCGACGCUCCACCGCACUCCAGUGCCGCCGCCCCAAUGCAACUCUUCUUCUUCUCAUUCUUAUUCGUCGUUGCUUCUUCUACCCGCCACUGCCAUCACUGCAAUUGAAGAUCAAGCAUCGUCAUCGAUGGUCGGGCCGCCCUGUUUCACGAGCGGCGAUUAGGUGACGACGGCCAGGCGAGCGACGGCCAGGCGAGCGACGGCUAGGUGACGAUGGCCAGGUGAGCGAAGGCAUUCAACAGAUCUGUGAUUUUGACGGUCAUUAAAGCUAGGAUGAGGUGGGCGACGACAAGUUGGCGGUUACAGACGGUGGUGCGGUUGGGGGCUUGGGUCAGAAGUUGGGGCUUAGGUGUAGGGUUGGGGUCUGGGAGUUUGGAUCUGGAUGGGAUGGUGGUGCAGAUCUGUGGGUUGGGGUGGCGUAGGUUUGGCCUGUGGGACAAGGGUACUGGGUGGCGGAAGUCACCGACGGUGUCCGAAUUUGGGUGGAAGUCAUUGAGUUAGUGAUUGGAGUUGGGUGGAAGUCAUAGGAUUAGUAACCAGAGUUGGGUGGCAGUCACUAGUAGUGACCGGAGUUAGGUAGAAGUCACUGGUCAGUGACGGGAAGUCACCGAGUUAGUGACUGGUGCCAAAGGCGGUGGUGGUGCUGGUGGCGGCCCAAUGGUGUUGGGGUCAGCAGGCCGGAGGUGCGGGUGGCUAUAGAACAUGGACCACUAAUCAAAUGUAUAAAAGAAAUAGGAGUAUAAAAUAGAAGGAAUAAAUGACUUUUAGUCACAUAUUUGGAAUAUUUUAAAACAUGUCAUAUUUUUGUUUUUCUAUUCAUUUUAGUAAUAUUGAAAAAAAGGCCUACGGAGUAUCAUACUCUGUGUAUAACUAUGUUCAACAUUUUUUUUCUUGUUUAUUUCAAAAGAAAAAGUAGUAAAUUUAUAUGUAGUGAUAUUCAUUCAAGUAUGGAUAAAGUUGAAGAAAAAGUUUAGGCAUACUCGGGCGGGGCCCAAGUAUUUACGUUGUUUUUUUCAAACUAUUACUCUUACAGAAUUUUUUUGUGAUUCCCAAAAUGCAAUAAUCACAAAAAUUAUAUCGUGAGAUUGUAACACCGUGUGCAUUGUUUACCCAACUCAAUACAGUGUAAUUUUAUAUUUAGGUGCUAGAGUACUGUGGUCAUCAUCAAUGGCGGAUGGUCUUUGUUCAAAGGUGUUCAUGUGAACGUUCAAAAUUUUGAAAAUAAAUUGCAAGAAUAGAUGUAUAG